AUGCAGACGGAGGAGGAGACGGCCACCGCAGAAGAGCCCAUUUUGGAGGAAGGGUCAGGACGAGAGCGGCAACGGCCUGUCCAGCAGUCCCUGGCCUCCUCCCUGUGUCGGGAGUCCCAUUGGAAGUGCCUCCUCCUGACCCUCCUAAUGUACGGCUGCUUUGCCACGCUGGUCUGGUGCGCUCUCUGUCGCGUACCCAUUCUCGGCUCUUCCUCCUUUUCUCUUGGUGCUGAUGAUGAUGAUGCCACCUCAGCAGCCUACUAUAAUGACAUGCUUAUGGAGAGUCCGUGCUCGAGCGGUUACGUCUACAUCCCCCUGGCCUUCCUGGCCAUGCUUUAUGUGGUUUACCUGGUGGAGUGCUGGCACUGCUUCUCUAAGACAGCCAUGUUGGCUCAUGCUGAGUUCCAGGAAGUGUAUGAGCGAGUGCAGAGACUUCAACAGGCGACACCCUGCAUUUGGUGGAAGGCAAUCAGUUACCAUUACGUGAGAAGGACCAGGCAGGUGACAAGAUACCGCAACGGAGACGCGUAUACAACCACACAGGUCUACCAUGAGCGGGUGAACACUCACGCCUCCAGUUCAGAGUUUGACUACGCCCGCUAUGGUGUCAAAGACGUAUCGAAGGAGCUGCUGGACCUUCAGCUGCACCCUGCUGUUCGCCUCCGUUUUACCAAGUGUUUCAGCUUCUCCAGUGCACGUGCUGAAGCUGCCUACCUCACCCAGCGCGCACGCUUCUUUGGCGAGAACGAGGGGCUUGACGACUACAUGGAGGCCAGGGAGGGAAUGCACCUGAAGAAUGUGGAUUUCCGUGAACACAUCCUGGCGUUCCCGGAUCCAGCUCACCAGCCGUGGUUUUCCAGACACAAGGUGUUCUGGCUGGCUUCUGCUUUCCUGCUGUCGUGGCCGCUGCGGGUAGUGUCAGAAUAUCGCACAGCGUACGUCCACUACCAUGUGGAGAAGCUGUUCGGGGAGGAUGAGGAUUCAGUUGGAGGAGGGCCAGGUGGUGGAGGAGGACCAGGUGGAGGCGGAAGAGGGAAUGGGAAUGAGGGAGGGACUGAGAAUGGCCUCCACCCCGGGGGAAUUGGUAUUGGAAUUGGCCUGAAUGGGACGAGCUACCGAGCCAUCUCUCGGGUCAACACGGUGGACAUGACAGAAUUGGAGUGGCACAUCCGCUGUAACCAACAGAUGGUACCAAGCUACUCUGAGGCUCUUCUUAUGGACUUGGACAUAAGUGGGGGGACAAACCCCACCGCCUCUACACCACUAUCUGGGCCCCCGGGCAGCACCCCAAACCAGGAGGUCAACCGGCCUACUCUAGCCCUGCCUGUGGUGUUCAACUCGGCUUACCUCCUCCAGAGCUGCCCGCGAUGCCGAAGGACCACGUCGAGUUCCAGUCUGCCCUCCAGGCUAAGGGCCCCAAUGGGUACCACAGCCCUCCUUAACGCCACUGUGGCAGGGAUCAGGGCAGCAGGGCAGGGGGGUGGAGGUAUAGGAGGGAGGCUGGUGCUGAGUCGAAGCGGAUUCUCGCUAGGGAGACUCGGAGGAGGGCGCCCAAACAGCCUCUUUCACUCAAGAAGCAUGGGGGGGCUCGGAGGAAGCAGGGAAGACGGAGGAGGAAAUGGAACUGGAGGAGGAGGUGGGGGUGGAGGAGGAGGAGGCGGUGGAGGAGGAGGAGGAGGAGGUGGAGGAUUCCUUGGGUUAGGGUCAAGACAGGACAACGAGGAGACCAGAGGAGUGCUGGAAGGAGAAGGCGACGACGAUGAGGAAGAGGAGCAGGAGGAGGAAGUGAGGAGAAGGGAAGACAGAGGGACAGAGAGGGAGGAAGAGGGGGAGCAAGAAGGUGGAGGAGGGAGUGAGGGGAGGGAGGGCGAGCGGGACCGUCCUCCAUCCUACCAGGACGCAUUCUUCUUUCCUGUCCUGAUCAUACACGGAGAGGAGAGCUGCCACGCUGGAGACGACAUGUGA
Messenger RNA from Scomber scombrus (Atlantic mackerel), 1965 nucleotides. RefSeq names its product transmembrane protein 151A. The transcript has 6 exons. Lineage: Eukaryota; Metazoa; Chordata; Actinopteri; Scombriformes; Scombridae. The coding region runs from base 1 to 1965 and encodes 654 amino acids. The record is from RefSeq and is a predicted model, not a curated record.